Penicillium antarcticum is the source of this 504-nucleotide messenger RNA. RefSeq lists its product as uncharacterized. The transcript has a single exon. The record is from RefSeq and is a predicted model, not a curated record. Lineage: Eukaryota; Fungi; Ascomycota; Eurotiomycetes; Eurotiales; Aspergillaceae. The coding region runs from base 1 to 504 and encodes 167 amino acids.
AUGUCUGUGACAACAACUUCCACCACCUCCUCCGCAUCGGCCACCUCCAGCUGCCAUGCCAAGCUAUACGACAUCCCAACCCACGACGCAGCGUGCGCAAUGCCAAUGCAGAGCAACAACUCUGCCAUUAUGAGCAGCUGCUGUUCCGACGCGUCUGUCAUUGAAUAUGACGGCUGCGACUACUACUGCCUGGCCCAGGGACAGAGUAUUGGCACCCUUGCCGAGUGCCUGAUCAAGGCCUCUGAGGCUGGCGAGGUGUGGUGCAACACCAACGCCAAUGCCACCGCUACUGCGACAGCCACGGCUACCGGAACUGGCGUCGUAACUCUGAGUGCCUCGACCACUGGCGCGGAUUCUACCAGCUCGAGCACCUCGACUGGUUCCACUGCCAGUUCGACUGCCAACGCGGCUGCUGGUGUCUUUUCUCCUCAGCCACUGUCGAAGUCUGCCAUUGGCAUGGUUGGCAUUCUUCUGGCCGGGUCUGUGGCAGGUCUUUUCCUUUAA